CAGUUUUAAUUUUAAAUUUCUUUAUAUAUGUCUUCCAUCAUGAGAAAACUGCUACAUUAACAUUCAUAAUUUUUACUGGAGUGGGUCUUCGGGAUGCGCCUUGAACCGGUCGAUCCUCUCUACAACCUUUCGUGGGCCCAGAACACCCAGGAACCCGCAUGCCCUCCUUAUUGAGUUCAGAGAUCAGCUGCUCCUGACCCAACGGUGCAAUUUUUCAGUAUAAGUCAUUUUGGUUUAGUCUUUUUCCUGUGAUGUGGUUUCAUUGUUUGUUGAUGUUUAUUUCAAAAGUGGAAAUGUCAGCCACGCUCCUGUUACUUCCAAUGAAAUUGAUGUCACAGACCAGAAAUGUCCUUGAUAGUGAUCUCCCUGUAGGCUGCUCUGCAGAGCAGAUAGAGGCAUCGACGGCCUUUGAGCAGAAGCACAAAGGCCAUUAAAAGGUCUCCAGGCUUAUCUCUGAGGAUGACGCCAAGUGGAGGAAAAUGUGGAAAGCACCAUGCUUGACUUUGCUCCUGCUGGUGGUUUUGAUGAACAGGGUGGAGUGCAACGAUGGCCAUCCCUCUUUCUACGGAGUGAAACUUUGUGGAAGAGAAUUCAUUCGAGCCGUCAUCUUCACCUGUGGAGGCUCUCGCUGGAGGAGAAGUGUGGGAGACUCAGAGGAGACGUUUGAUCCGUGGAAAACAAGUCCCAUCUCUCAGCUCAACUCGGAUCAGGAUCCAGAAAAGUCCCAAGCAUGGAAAGACCAAAUUCUUGACGUUGCUUCAGUGGCUGCUGGUUUCAGCCGCUCUGCUCGCUCUCCGGUUUCAGAUGAAGUCCUGGAGGCUCUUCGAAGUGUGGACAGGAAAGGACGGGACGUUGUGCUGGGACUGUCCAACGCCUGCUGCAAGUGGGGAUGCAGCAAGAGUGAGAUCAGCUCUCUAUGCUGAACCUGAGAACUUCAAAACAGUUCACAAUAAUGUUCUGUUUAUGGUCCAUACAUAGAUGUACUAUCAGUGAGUUGUCAAAUGAAAUGUUGUGUAUUGGUUCCAGAGUCCUAAAAACUUGUUUUUUCAACUGUAGUAAAGUCAAGGAUAUAAAGUAAAGGAUAAAUCACAACCUUCCA
Messenger RNA from Oryzias latipes (Japanese medaka), 1099 nucleotides. It is a transcript of the gene rln3b, whose product is annotated as relaxin 3b. The record is from RefSeq and is a predicted model, not a curated record. Gene Ontology annotation, molecular function: G protein-coupled receptor binding; hormone activity. Lineage: Eukaryota; Metazoa; Chordata; Actinopteri; Beloniformes; Adrianichthyidae. Gene Ontology annotation, cellular component: extracellular region.